This is a messenger RNA of Gongylonema pulchrum, 330 nucleotides long. NCBI's taxonomy places the organism in Eukaryota, Metazoa, Nematoda, Chromadorea, Rhabditida, Gongylonematidae. The record is from the annotation of a GenBank genome assembly.
AUGAUGCUGUGCGCAAAUGAUACACCUUUGUUCGACCUAUCGGAUAAUACAACGAGACGGUUCCUUGCCGCUCUAGAAGUCUUUCAAAGUAUUAUAACAAACUUGGUCCACAUACUUGUGCUAACCCGACCGAAUAUGCGCUGCGCUGCGGUAAACUGCGUAUUAACUGCUGUUGCAACCUGCGAUAUGGGUACCAUGGCUUCUUAUUACGUAUAUAUUUGCCAUUUCGUGCUCUUCAAAGAUACUGCCUGGUUUGUUGCUACUUUCUUCCCAGAUUCUGCUUCUUUUCAUGUUACUAGGCACCUUCGCUUGCAGCUUCACAUAGCCUAG